Molecule: messenger RNA, 1401 nt
Organism: Physella acuta
Lineage: Eukaryota; Metazoa; Mollusca; Gastropoda; Physidae
Product: adenosine receptor A2b-like
Biological process (GO): G protein-coupled receptor signaling pathway
Cellular component (GO): plasma membrane
Molecular function (GO): G protein-coupled receptor activity
Source: RefSeq, a predicted model, not a curated record
UAGUAUCAUUACGUCACUGCCAUUACGUCAUGUAGUCAGGGGAGAUUACCGCCCAACAUGACCGCGUACGGCUUCAUAUUUUCCUGGAGUGGCGAGGAGAUGGUGACUAAGGACGAGAAGGACAUCUACGCGACCAUCGAGGUCAAGCUCUCUCACAAUGUCUUCAUCGUGGUGGCGUCCAUCAUGAUCCCCAUGGCCGUGUUCAUCAACAUCCUGGUCUUCUGUGGCAUCUUGCUCUACCCGGGGUUCCACACCAGCAAUAACGUCUUGCUGCUGGCCAUCGCCGCCUUUGACUUCACCAUGGGCGCCGUCUGCCUCCCCAUGUUCAUCCUGUGCUACACCUCUGGAACCAGGGAGUACAUCUCCGGCAGGAAAUACCUCUGUCUGUUUAAACUCAUCACCUCUUUAGUCAGCAACGACGGCGCCUUGUACUGUUUGAUGCUGCUGUCGCUAGAUCGCUACCUGGCGAUUUUGUCGCCUGUCAGACACCACGCCUGGAUAACCUUCAGACGCGCCAUCUACAUCACUAUAGUAUCAGCCGUGUACACCGUAACUAAAGCAUCACUCCCGCUGUUAGGGUGGAACAACUACGACUAUAGCAUCGAAAAUCUGAACGAGCGCUGCAACUUCUACACGACACUACCCAAACCUUUCAUCAUUUGGUUCCUGAUGGUGCCAAACGACUCGGCGGUCGUCUUAUCCACUGUGGUUAACAUCCACACCGGGUUUAUCGUGCUACGGCAGCUGCGGGCCUACAAGACGCAGAGCGCCAACUACAGCAGUGAGCAGAAGCGUCGGUUUAGAGCUAGGGUGAGCAGUGUCAAGAUCACCAUGGCGCUCACCUUUGUUUUCAUCGUCAUGACGGUGCCGUAUUUGUGUGUGCUCCCAUUCAAGCUGUACCAGGUAUUCCCUGACCACAUCGUGGAGACGAUCAAAGUCUACGCCCUACUACUCACGUUCGGGAACUCAGUGGUCAACGGUCCGGUGUACGCUAUACUGAGGUUUGAGUACAGAACCGUGUACACGAUGAUGCUGACCAACUUACCGUGGCACUGGAAGAAAUGUUUAAAGAAACUACACAGGGAGAAGUAUACAAGAUUUGUCGCCUCGUCUGUACACUCGCUCUCCUUGGAGGUAGAGGACCACGAAAUGGACGUCUACGGGAAGGACGAGGCGGAGUGGAGGCACAGUCUGCCGUCUGACUCCGAGUCGAGAAAAGCGGAGUCAUCAGUGGACAUGGCGAUGGUGGGUAUCACCGAGGGGAAGAUGAGUGACAGGUGGGCGACAGUGGACAAGAUGAAGUGUCGGGACAGUAAGGCGUACAGUGAGGUCAGACACACGUCCGUCAUGACUGAGAGACUAGCGUCCUCUGCUGAAGGUCGGCGGAGUACUUCGGUGUGA